AUGCUAAGCCUAACGGAUUCAGAACUUGCCAUCUUGCAAAAGAUCUCGAGGACUAUUCAAGCUCUGAAGGAUGCGCCCCCUCAAAAGAAUCCUCUUGUGGCGUUGGCUAUCGUUAAGGAUGUGGACAAAAUCACGCUAGCGACAAAUUUCUCCGUCGCCCUAACGACACCGGCGGCUGCCUCGACGACUGGGGUACACAGCAGUUCUGUCCAGAGCUUGACGACAGAAAUUCACCAAGACUGGCCCUGUCCACAGGAGGUUAUGGACCACGACUUUACUCUAAUCGAUGACUCUAAUCGAUUUACUCUAGUGGAUGAAAGAGGGAGCGGAGAGAUGAUGGUGAUAGAAGGCGAAUUCGAGGACCAGCACGACGGUGUCCUCCCCAAUUCAACUUCGCCGCUAUUUUAUUUUAACGAAGGAUACUUCGUGGAUUACGUGGCUGCUCCUGCAUGCAUCGGGGUUCUAGGCCUCGUCUCCGAUGCGGCCUCUAUUACUAGAGUUGUAGCUGAAACUCAGAUCAAUGCAUACGUAAUUCCUCGGGCACGGGUCUUGGAAGCAAUGAGCAUUUUCACCCGCCCGCCCAGCUUCCUCUACCACAUUUGGCACCACAUUGCCAGGGUCGUCGCUUCACUUGUUCUACAGACGGACACAAAGUAUCAGACCUGGCCACUGGAGAAGAUAAGCCGCCGCCUGGAAUCUUUCCUCCUUCCCGAUUUGUCAGAGUGCAACCGGUUCCAGUUGACGUCCGAUAUCCAAGAAGCGGUCCUGGUACAGGGCAUCGCACUCGACACAGAGACCCAAGACCUAUACACUGCCCCCGUGUGCUUGCCAUCGAAACCCAUGAGACUUGUAUUUCCGCAGACAAGAGAGACAAGGGUACGAAACGUGCUCCUAUUGGUCGCAGAGGAUACCUACAAGGUUCCCCUGGAGUAUGAUUGGCUUCAGAAGAAGUCUGGGGAUGAGGACCGCGAAGCGGAGUAUAAUGAGCGCUUCUGGGGCCGUGAGAGAGGAUUCGACCACGAGGGCUCACUGAAGCAGUACAGCGUGGAACCUUCCAGCCUAUAA
Ornithodoros turicata is the source of this 1065-nucleotide messenger RNA. RefSeq lists its product as uncharacterized. Lineage: Eukaryota; Metazoa; Arthropoda; Arachnida; Ixodida; Argasidae. The coding region runs from base 1 to 1065 and encodes 354 amino acids. The transcript is spliced from 7 exons. The record is from RefSeq and is a predicted model, not a curated record.